CACUAACACCACCUGGGAAGCCCUCAUUCCUUAAUACAGAUUAAAACAGUUAUACUAGCUCAUGAAUAGUUCUGCCUUCUCAUGGUAUAAGACCCAUCUCUCUAUGUACUGCAUUCAUGUUCCUUCCUGUCUUUCCUCCCAUUCAGGGCCAAAACCUGAGAUAAUGGCAGAUAUUUAGAGAGUCUGACCUACCAAGUAUCUUAUCCAGUGUUCUCAUAUCUGGUGGAUAUGUUUGCUAUAAAAGUACCCUGUUUGUGCAAGUCCAGGGUGUAUCCAAAGAUCUACAGCCUGAUAGACCAGAGUCUCCUGCCGGUAAAGAUCCUGAGAUCACAGUCCUCUGCACCUUACCUAUUUUUUUUUGCAUCUCAAAGCUCCAAAGGAUUGAUUCAUUAGUUUACUUUUUAGUUCACAUUUGUUUAAUAUUAAUGUGUUUGCAAAUCAUUAUCAUAGGCACUUGUCAUCAUCAUAAAGGACAGAGCCACAAGUUUUGGAAAAUUGCAGUGUGGUAGAGAAAAAUCUCAGGUGUAAGGGAUUUGUGCACUGGAAACAAAUGUCAUUGACUAGACAUUUGACCUAGACACUUGACCUCGAUUUGGUGAGAUGACCCUUAGAUGAAACCCUGAACUUUGAAAUCAGCAAAUAAAGAUUGGGGAAUGGGCAUAGUCACAAGAGAGAAAAGUCAUGCAAAGUGUGAGAGCAAUUACAGUGAGCUUGGGGAGAAAGUAGCUGAGUAUGUCUCAAACGUGGUACACCAGUUAUGAGGGUCAAAAGAGAUGAGGCUAGGGCAAUAGGUAGGGGUCAAAUUAGAGAAAGCCUAUGUGUAGUAACAAAAACUUUUUCCUAUUUUAUCUAAAAGCAAUUAGAAAGUCAUUAAGGAAUUAUCCAAGAAUUAUUAUUGAUUUUUAAUUUCCACAGACUCUACUCUGAAGAAACUGUGGUGAAUCAAGGACUAUGAGCAAUAAAUCACUUCAAUAUUGAUUCCUUGAACUUUCUCUGACAUGUUGCCCUACACAUUUCCUUUCAGGCAGAAAAAAUGUCUUUGUGCUGUGAGUUUCUAAGUAAACAGAGACUUGAAACCAGCAAAGGAGAGACUAUCAGUCCAUGUUCAUGGACAAAGGACUUAGGCAUGACAUGGAGAGUGACGUUCAAAUACUUCAUCAGGUGAGGAAAGUUAAAGACAGGAGUGCACUUUGAUUCUGGGAUAUUUUCAAAACAAAUAUAAAAAAAAUUUUGAUGGAAAUGUAUGCUUCCCAUUGGAAAAUGACUUCAUACUAACAGAGAUUAUUUUAAGAGUCUCAUUCCCAGGAAAGACUGAUUUAUUAACCUGUACUGGUCUCCUCUUCAAUGCCAUAGUCAUUCAUUUGCGAUGUUGUCAUAGAAGACUUCCGGCCUCUCAGAGCCCUUAGUCAUGCUGGGGAGAAACAUCACUCUGGUGAGUGAGUUCAUCCUGGUGGGCUUCCCCACCGCCCCCUGGCUGCAGGUCCUGCUCUUCUCCCUCUUCCUUGUGGUCUACUUGCUGGUGGUAGUAGAGAAUCUUGUCAUCAUGCUCACUGUCUGGGUCACUGGCUCCCUCCAUAAGCCCAUGUACUAUUUCCUGAGUAGCCUGUCCUUCCUGGAGGUCUGGUAUGUCUCUGUCACAGUCCCCAAGAUGCUGGAUGGAUUCCUCCUGCAGAGACGGCGCAUCUCCUUCACAGGCUGCAUGACCCAGCUGUACUUCUUUAUCUCGCUUGCCUGCACGGAGUGUGUACUUCUGGCAGCCAUGGCCUAUGACCGCUAUGUGGCCAUCUGCCACCCUCUCAGAUACCCGGUCAUCAUGACCACAGGUUAUUGUGUGCAGCUGGUGGCUUUUUCCUAUAUGAGUGGUUUCAUGGUCUCUGUAAUCAAGGUCUAUUUCAUUUCACAUGUUGCCUUUUGUGACUCCAAUGUCAUGAACCACUUUUUCUGUGACAUCUCACCAAUCCUCAAACUGGCUUGCAAAGACAUGUCCACAGCUGAGCUAGUGGACUUUGCUUUGGCUAUUGUCAUUCUUGUCUUCCCUCUCACCACUACCAUCCUCUCCUAUGUCUACAUUGUGUCCACCAUUCUGCGUAUACCCUCCACCCAGGGAAGGAAGAAGGCCUUCUCCACCUGUGCCUCCCACCUCACAGUAGUCAUAAUUUAUUACACAGCCAUGAUUUUCAUGUAUGUUCGGCCCAGAGCUAUUGCUUCAUUUAACUCCAACAAACUCAUCUCAGCUGUGUAUGCAGUCCUCACACCCAUGCUAAAUCCAUUCAUCUACUGUCUGAGGAACCAGGAAGUCAAGAAUGCUAUCAAAAAGACAGUGGGUGUUGGCCAGUGCUUCCUGCUCAGAUGAGACCUGCUGCCUUGAGGAGGAGACUGAUCCAGCAAGGAAGUCAUUCCUGAGAUACUUCCAAUGGUUGUGCACGCUUACUUGCUCUAUAGAUCUAGAUUCUUAAAGUAAUCACAGCAUUUGAAGACAGAAAAAAAUUAAAAACAGAAAGAAAACACAUUAUUUACUACUUUAAUCUUUCAUUGAUGUUUAGUCACUCAAUCUUGUCUCUUUGUGACCCAUGGACUG
Molecule: messenger RNA, 2578 nt
Organism: Odocoileus virginianus texanus
Lineage: Eukaryota; Metazoa; Chordata; Mammalia; Artiodactyla; Cervidae
Product: olfactory receptor 6B9-like
Biological process (GO): G protein-coupled receptor signaling pathway
Cellular component (GO): membrane
Molecular function (GO): G protein-coupled receptor activity; olfactory receptor activity; odorant binding
Source: RefSeq, a predicted model, not a curated record